AAUGGCAAUCAGCUGAUUUCAGUAGCUUCUAUUCACCAGGUCUGUCAAUCUCCGUGUUACUGGCGCGUGCGUCUUUUGUAAUUGAUAUGCUGGCUUUACUCGACUUGGUAUAAAGACCCUCGAAUUUACAGCUGAUUUCAUUUUAUUCACGUUAUUAUAGAGGCUAUCGGGAGAAUUCGGGCAACCAUGGUUGUGGUGAAUAUUCCUGGAUUCUCACUGAAAGGGGUCAUCUUUCUGCUGUCCGUCUCGAACCUAUUGUGUAGCCAUAUUUCACCAAACCAUAACCGGACUUAUUACAAAGAUUUAACAGAUUUAUCAAAUUUAGUGACUGUUACGGAUGACACGGAAAAGAAUUUAGAGGAUUACGUUGAUAAUAAAGUGAUUGACGAUACUGAAACCAUUAUGGACGAUGCUUUACAAUAUAACGAAACGUUUUCCGCAAAUCAAACUUUCAGCAACACAACCCAAAGAAACUGUUCACAAUGUGUCACAAGACAAAGGGACAAACGGAUGAGAAUGGAAUUAAUAAAGCAGCAGAUUUUAACCAAACUCCAUUUUAAAACUUUACCUAAUAUGACCGCUAAAGUUCUCCCUAAAAUUCCAUCCAUUUCCAGUUUAUUAGCGAGGUUUACUGAGGAUAUGCAGGGAGAUUCUCCGUAUAGAACGCAUGAUUACGAAGAAUACGACGACGAUCAUGAUUUUUACGGGCGGGUUGAUCGAGUCUAUACCGUGGGAAAACCUGUGCCAGAUGAGCUUGGUAUACCAAACAAACAUGGAUGUUAUUUCAAAAUGCCGGAUGAAGUCCAAAAUGUGCGAAUUCGGAUGGCGAUUCUUUGGUUUUAUGUGAAGCAGACAGUUCCACAGAGCACAGCUAUAGAGAUGCGAGUACACAAGAUCUGUCCACCUAGUAUGAAGUGUGGUCACAACAACACCGUGCGGAUACAUUACAAAAAGCACAUACCAAGCUAUAAAAAGGGGAAUAACUGGCACAGAGUUGAUAUCAGACAUCUUGUUCAUAAAUGGAUUAAUUAUCCAGAGAUGAAUUAUGGCUUGGUGUUGACGGCCUUCGAUCAUGAUGGACGAAAUCUGGUCGUUACGCCGUCCAUAGAAGACUCCGAGAACCACGGUUAUGAACCGAUUCUAGAAUUUGAGACAGUAGAACUAAAGAAGCGCAGGCCAAAGAGGAGUAUUGCUUUAGUAUGUACAGAUAACACGAAUGAGCAACGAUGUUGUCGAUAUCCCCUGGAAGUUGACUUCGUGGAUUUUGGUUGGGAUUGGGUAAUAGCACCUAUGAGAUAUAAAGCAGAUUACUGUUCUGGAGAGUGUCAAUCAACCUAUCAAGAUGAACAUGCUCAUGCAUAUUUACGGCAAUAUGCAUCUCCAACAUCUGACGGCCCAUGCUGCACACCAACAAAGCUUCAACCCAUUUCACUUUUAUAUUUUGACCACAACCAUAACAUUCUAUAUACAGAUUUAAAAAACAUGAAAGUUAUGAAAUGUGGAUGUGCAUAAGGCGAUCAAACAACAUCAGUCAGUCAAUCCACUGAAGCUACGAUAAGGGGUGAGCUUGGAAACUAAACUACAUCUCGAACAUACGAUACAUCUUCUGAUGUUGGUGAUCAUCUCGUGUUCAUCUGAUACUGAUGUAUCAUUUGAUGCUGAUUUCAUCUCAUAUUGAACUGAUAUUGGUCUUUAUAUACUGGUCUGAUUUUGAUGUUGAUCGGAUGUUGACGUUCAUUAAUGUAGAUCAGAUGCUGUUAUAUACUGAUGGUGGGAUAUUCCAGCUGCUGAUCUGGUAUUAACGGUUACCGAUCUGAUUUUGAUGUUGAUCUGAAAUAUGUGUGCACGGAAGUUGUUGUGACCCAAUGUUGAUCUGAUAUCUGUGUGCACUGAUUCAUAUUUGAUGUUAGUGUGCACAUACACUAACUCUGUUCGGAGGUUAUUGUGUACUGGCAUGUGGGUGUGUGUGUGUGUGCAUGAAUGCUAAACUGGUGUUGGCGCACAUGAAAUUCUAUUAAUGUGUGCACACAUUAUGAACUGAUAUUGAUGUACCUAGAUGCUGAUUUGGUAUUGGUGUACACUGAUGAUGAACUGGUAUUGGUGUAUGCUGAUGCUGAUUUGGUGUUGGUGUACAUUGGUGCUGAUCUGGUAUCGGCGUACACUGAUGCUGAUCUGAUGCUAGUGUACAAUGUUGCUGAUUUGAUGCUGGUGUACACUGAUGCUCACCUGAUACUGGGGUGUACUGUUACUGACCUGAUGCUGGUGUGUACUGAUGCUGAUCUGACAUUGGUGUAAACUGGUCCUGUUCUGGUGUUGGUAUCACUGAUGCUGACCAGAUGGUGUUGAGUGCACUGGUAUUCAUCAGAUAAAUUUUAGACUGGAAAGAGACGAUACUCAAGUAGUGCUCGUGUUCAGAUCUUAAGAACGCAGCGUAGCUAUGAAACCACAAUACGUGUUCUCCAGCACAAUAUUACGUCAUAUAAGUGGAGUUGUAAUAUGUUAAAGUGUGUUGUGAUUAAACUGUGAUACUAGAGAUAUAUGUAUUAUUAUUAACUAUUAAAAUAUGCGCAUCACACUGGGUGUCACGUGGUGGUGGCGUUGGGGGGAUAUGGGGCAAAAAUAAUAAUCCUGCAUUAAAGUGUUUCCUUUAAGCAGACUGGUCAUAAUUUCACUAGAUGUACAUUUAGUGUAAGUUGUUGGUAAAUUGUUUACGCAUCAUAUUAUUAGCUAUUGAAUGUUGCCUUGUUAAAACACAAUAGUGAGACACAUGUCUCAAGACAAAGAGACAGAAAUAUAAAUAUAAAAUGGUACUGUAUUUAAUUAAUACGAGCAAGAUAUUAUAGAGAAAUAUCGGGUUCAAAACGCGAUAUGUAGUAAAAAGUAGAAAAUUAAAAAGAAAUUCUUAUCUGUGACUUUAUGCAUUUGAUCUGGUAACACAUCCAUAUUUUCAAUUUGAAACCGUCCGAAUUCCACUUUCAUCUACAGAAUUUCUACUUUCUACUCUCAACUUUUGACUUUCGUCUUUCUUCCGACUUUUUGCUUAUGGUUUUGUUCCGCAGAUCUUUUCCACUGGAAUUUCUUCUACCGACUGCCAUAUUACGGUGAUAAAUUGUUUUGGAGAAAAUAAGCUUUUGAAAAUCGUGAGCAGAAAGUCUACGGACAAGACACGAUACGCAGAAAUCACAAACAAACGUACAGUGUGUUAAAUCCAAUCGCAUCAAUAGUCAUUUAAAAAUAUAUAUCUGAUACGGGGAGUCGCAAUAUUUUAAUUAACUAUUGAGCUCAAUCCCCUUUACACUGCAUUAAUUCCAUGAAGGGAUUUUUAGUAAAGCCAAAUAAUAUAGUUAAAUUAUCGCGUAUAGGUGGGGCAAAAUAAAACAAGGGAAGCAAAAUAGAACAGUUAAAAUAUCGCGUAUAGGUGAAGCAAAAUAAUACAGUCAAUUUAUCGCGUAUGGGUGAAGCAAAAUAAAACAGUUAAAUUAUCGGGUAUAGGCGAAGCAAAAUAGAAUAGUUAAAAUAUCGCGUAUAGGUAAAGCAAAAUAGAACAGUUAAAAUAUCGCGUAUAAGUGAAGCAAAAAAUAAUGCAUAUGCUACGAUUAAAAUAUAUAAAUAUAAUCAUCAAACAAUCAAUUAGGACUAAAGUCUCAUUCAAGGUGACACUGUGAUUCCAAGGAGAAAAUAUUAUUUAAAAUUGUAUUAAUGACGACGAUAAACCGAAAAAUAAUCGGAAAAAAUUGUAAUUUUCUUUUCAGCUUGGUUUUUGAGAUUUAAAUAAUAAUUUUUCGCAUGUAAAAAUAAUAACAGUUAGCAGGGGUGUCAAAAAUACGACAAUACGCCACAAAAUGGUGUUACUUGGAUUAUUUUAGAUUUUGCUAUAUUUUAUCGCGUCAAUAUAAUAGGAUAAAAAGAAAAAUGAGAUAUUAUUGAGAGAGGCACGUCCUUUAUGUUCAGGUACACGAAGUUGGACUUGGAGUGUAAAUAAACGAAGAUAGGGCUACAUGUAUAAAUUUUGUGAAUGUUUGUAAAAAAAAUAUCUUUUAAUGACAUAUUUAAAACCGCGUUUACGAACAAUGGGGAUAUAUAAGAUUAAUCUACGCAUUAAAUAUCUUUAUAAUAGUUGUCACAAUAUUAGAGUAUUACGAUAUGCAUUUGAUAUCUGGUUUGCAAAAGUAACGUUAGCAUACACUGAGGUGUACAUAACAACAGUAUUUAUUUUUUAAACGUAUAUCAGUAUUAAAGAGGCAUUAUAACUCUCCAACAAAAACCCCCAAAUGUAAUUCAUUUUGAUUCAUAGCAUAUUCAAAAUAACCCCAAAUACGUUCGUGAUAUGAAAUGUAAUUCAUUUUGAAUCAUAAAAUAUUCAAAAUAACCCCAAAUACGUUCGUGAUAUGAAACGUAUUUCGUAAAACGUUGACUUUGUGAAGACUAUUUUUAUCGGUUUUAAAACAAUGAAACAUAAAUACCAAAAAACAAAAUCGCCCCAAAAACAUAGCGUAUGUAAUAUUUCAUUUCUGAUUUUAACAUGAAAAACAUAACGUAGUAUAGUGCGAAUCCUAUGCCCAUGACCACUACUUGUCAAUGGUUUGUCUUAAAGCCGCUGAUGGUUAUUUUAGGGAUUUUGAUUCUCUGGCAAACUAGAUUAAAGAUGCAUUAUGUAAGAGAUAAAUUGCAGGUCUUUCUUUAGGCCUUAAAUGUUAUAUAAAUUAUUAUUUCGACACUAAUAAACUUACCAUAAUGAACUCUCGGUGUCAUCGGAUGACGUAGAUUUUCGACAUAUUUUAACAGGAUUGGCGGUUAAUGAUUUGAUUAAAAAAUGGAUAAUCCAGACUUUGUUUACUAUCGCAACAACGGUAGCAAUGACAAUCGAGACUCCGCUUUUCUUGAAGCAGCCCUAACGUCACUUAAAAUAAAGUAAUUGACUGAAAUAUGUAAGAUAUUCUCUUUUAAAUAUCUAGUUUUUAACUAUUAUAGCGAGAACUGUCGACUCUUUCUCGAAAUCUUACAUAAUGCAUCUUUAAGUUGAACAACUGAAAUGAAAAUCAGUCCAAAAUUGUCUAAGAAUGUCAAAUACAAAUCAUUUAGAUAGGAUUCGAGUCAGUUAUGUGAAUUUAUUAAAUUUGUGUUUUAGUGUAAAUAACUGUAUAAUAAUUAAAGGUCUUGUACAUUUGUUGUUCGUAUUCUGGAAUAAAUAUUUUUAUUAACAAUU
Molecule: messenger RNA, 5206 nt
Organism: Patella vulgata (common limpet)
Lineage: Eukaryota; Metazoa; Mollusca; Gastropoda; Patellidae
Product: growth/differentiation factor 8
Exons: 3
Coding region: 187-1512 (441 amino acids)
Biological process (GO): SMAD protein signal transduction
Cellular component (GO): extracellular region
Molecular function (GO): cytokine activity; growth factor activity
Source: RefSeq, a predicted model, not a curated record